This is a messenger RNA of Triticum turgidum subsp. durum (durum wheat), 258 nucleotides long. The record is from the annotation of a GenBank genome assembly. Lineage: Eukaryota; Viridiplantae; Streptophyta; Magnoliopsida; Poales; Poaceae.
AUGGCCUCGCCUACGACGCCGACGAAGUCCACCGGCGCCCAGGAGGAAGCCGCGGCCCGCCAGUCGCUCAUCGGGAUCUCCCAGUCCAUCCCGGCGGCGGGAGAGGCCCUGAGCGUCAAGUCGCCGAACGGCCGCACGGAACACGGGCAGGACGACAGCGGGGCGGCCGACAAGUCCAGGUCGAUGCUCAUGUCCAUCUCCAACCAGUCGCCGGAGGCGCGCCAGCCCACGCCGUGCCCGCACAGCAAUGCCGCUUAG